UUAAACAAUUUUAUUCAGUUGAGUGCGGUCUGGUGUUAACAACGGUUGUUAAGUUACGGAAAAACGCAAAGAAACGGGCGCUUUAAAAAGUGUGGGAAUAAGAAAAAAACUAUAAAAACAACAAUUAUUAAAGUUUAGUUAAGAAAAAAAAAAAAUAUUAAACAAGACCUGAAAAAUAUUUAACGAAAAAAUUUAUGGCAUUUUAAGUAACAUCAGCUUACACAUUCAUACAUACAGUUAAAACAAUGGCUCAACUUAAUUAUAAAAUCAUUUGAUUUCCACAAUAUUUAUUGUAUUAUUGCAUUUAACAAUAUGGCUGCCACAAAGCACAACAUUACCACAAGGUGCACCGGAAACAAUAUGUGACACAAUGUUGCCAUUUCACGGUGGCGGCAUAUUACCCUCAAAUGCUGUGCCACCAUUUCGAAUAGAAACGUCAACGGCCACUAUAGGUCAGGGACAAACACUGCGUGUUGAUAUUACGGGUGUACCAAGUGGUUUAGCAUUUGGCGGUUUUAUGAUACAAGCACGCAACAAUAACCCACCGUAUCAAAUUAUUGGUCAAUUUAAUCCCUCCGAAGAUGGUCUUUCAAAAUUGAUGAAUUGUGAAAAUUCUGUCAGAAAUUCUGUAACACAUACCAGUACAGUGCCUAAAACCGAAAUAAGUUUGGAAUGGCAAUCACCAGUGGAUUUUGAAGGUGAAAUUGUUUUCAACUCUACAGUAGCUCAAGCUUAUGAUACCUUCUGGGUUGGCUUACCUUCUUCCCCUGUGAGUGUCGUUAAACGUGAAAUAGCACCACAAGGUCCAACAACGCCUAGACCAUCUUUUGCGCCCAGUACACGUACACCCUAUGUGCCAGAAUAUGUACCACCACCACCAGCUCCAGUAGCCGAAGAUCCUUUCUAUGCUGAAUGUGGCACUAGUAAAAAUUGUUUUGGCAACAAAGACGGCUGUGUGGAUAGUAAAACAUGUGAUUUUGUUGCAGCUGUUAAAGUAAGGGGAGGAAUUUAUGAAUUCGAAUUGAAAUCUAAGGCGGCCAAUGCCGCUUAUGUUGCCUUGGGUCUUUCCGAAGACAAUCAAAUGGGUGAUGAUUUGGUUAUAGAGUGUAUACCACAAAAUGGCAAGGUUUCUAUGUAUAGUUCCCUGACAUCGGGUAAAGCGGCUGGUUAUGGUGUUAGUCGUUUGGGAGUGCCUCAAAAUACUGCCCGUUUGGUAGAGAGUUCAGUGGUGAAUGGUGUUAUUUACUGUAAAGUAGAACGUGAUCCUGUUACCAAAGUUGGAAAUCGCAUAUUUGAUUUGGAAAAUAAUAAAUACUAUUUACUUUUGGCGGCUGGUUCCGGUUUAAAAGAAAAUGGUGUUGGUUAUCAUAAUAUAGGCCGUUUACCUUCCGAUAAAGCUAUUAAUUUGGCGGAUUUACAAGAUUUGGGUGCUGCCUCUACCUUAAUGCUGCGUUUACAUGGCAGUUUUAUGAUAGCUGCCUGGAUAGGUACUACUUCCUUGGGUAUUAUUUUCGCCCGUUAUUUCAAACAAACUUGGGUGGGCAGUCAAAUGUGUGGCAAGGAUCAAUGGUUUGCUUGGCAUCGUAUUUGUAUGGUUACCACUUGGUCUUUGACUAUGGCUGCCUUUAUUAUCAUUUUCGUGGAGAUAGAUGGCUGGUCUGGUGAACGUAAUCCUCAUGCUAUUUUGGGUACUAUUACCACAAUAUUAUGCUUUAUACAACCUAUUGGUGCUUUAUUUAGACCAGCUCCUAAUUCCAAAAAUCGUCCCUUCUUCAAUUGGGCCCAUUGGUUGGGUGGCAAUUUAGCUCAUUUAUUGGCCAUUGUUACCAUAUUCUUUUCGGUAAAAUUAGCUAAAGCUCAGCUACCGGAAUGGAUGGAUUGGAUAUUGGUGGCCUAUGUUGCUUUCCAUGUUGUGGUACAUUUAAUAUUUUCAAUUUUCUUGUGUAUUCAGAUAUCGGGCUGUUCAUCGGAUAAGCAGCAUACGAAACGUGUUAAUGAUUUCCAAAUGGGCAAUAUGGGUCAUCAUCAUGGUAUGCGUAAUAAUAUGAAAAUGGAACGUAAAAUGGAUGCACCAUAUGCCGGUUUCCGCAAGGGUUUAUUGGCUGUUUACACAGUGGUCUUAAUUUUAUUCGUAGUGGCUUUAAUAGUUAUAGUAGCUUUAGCGCCCAUAGAGGAUACCUUUAAUAAAUUAAAAUCAAAACUAAAUUAAAACUGUUGUGUUAAAUAAAAAAUAAUGUAAAAUUAAUUAGCGUACAAAAAAAAAAACGGAAAAAAGAAAGAAGAAACAAAAACAAU
This is a messenger RNA of Lucilia sericata (common green bottle fly), 2295 nucleotides long. Its product is annotated as putative ferric-chelate reductase 1 homolog. Bases 371 to 2209 code for a protein of 612 amino acids. The transcript has 11 exons. NCBI's taxonomy places the organism in Eukaryota, Metazoa, Arthropoda, Insecta, Diptera, Calliphoridae. The record is from RefSeq and is a predicted model, not a curated record. Gene Ontology annotation, molecular function: oxidoreductase activity, acting on metal ions.